GCGAAGCGCAGCGGCGGCGCUUGGGCCCGCCGGGCUGCCGUCGCGGGGGUGGGGUGGGGAGGCGGGGCCGCAGCGGCAGGCAUGGCGGCGUCCGUCGUCCCGGAAAGUGACAGCAUCCGCAGGGCCGUGUCGCUGCUGAACGCCAUGGACCCGGGCCGGUUCCCGCGGCUCCUCUCCCGCCUUCUCCAGAAGCUGCACCUGAAGGCUGAAAGUAUCUUCAGUGAAGAGGAGGAAGAAAAACUUCAAAUAGCUUUUUCAUUGGAAAAGCAGGAUCUUCAUCUAGUUCUUGAAACUAUAUCAUUCAUUUUGGAACAGGCAGUCUAUCAUAAUUUGAAACCUGGUUCAUUGCAACAACAGCUGCAAAACAUUCACCUGGAUCAAGACAAAGCUGAAACAUUUGCCAGUGCAUGGGCGGCUGCAGGUCAAGAUACGAUCGAAAAGUUCAGGCAGAGGGUUUUGACCCCUCAGAAGCUCGAAACAAUUGGAUGGCAGCUUAAUCUUCAAAUGGCAGAGUCCGUGCAAGCGAAGCUGAAGUCUCCUCAAGCUGUGCUAGAGCUGGGAGUGAGCGACGAAGAUUCAAAGGAAAGACACAAAACGCUGUUGCAGAGGAGCUUUUGCGGGCUGUCUCAUUAGGGGGCAGUAGUGCUCUUUGUCACACUGGCUCUGAAUGCUUUUUUGAGAUGCUACUCGGAAUCAAUUUUGAUGAUGUGGGGAGUGUUAAGUGUUUACACUUCUAAUCUGUAUAUAACAAUAGAAGUUUGUCUUGCUCAUCUGCAAAACUAAAGCCUAUUAAUUAAAAAAACCCCAUACUGAGCAAGGUAAAUGAAAUUGGCCAUUAUUUCUGCUUUUGCUAACUAAAAGUAAUUGUACUAGUACAUUAAUGUUUACUACAACUCACUCCACUUAAAGAUCAUUUAAACAGUUCUUUGUCAGAAGCAGACAUUGAAAAUUAGUAUUUAAAUUAUCUCUCCAGGAGAAGUGAUCAGAAAACCUGUGGAUAUAUAAAUGUUAUUGGUGUUUCGUGAAAUAGAAAGUCAGAGAAUCUGCUACAUGCUAUAUAAAUAUUUAUAGGGUAUAUUCUGUCAGCUUCAGAUGAAAUGCAGAGUCCCAUAGGUAUUACACCAUGAAAAUUCAAAAGUAAGGUGGCCUUUGAUUCUUUCAGGUGAUUCAAGCUGCUAAUGACAUUUGCAUUGCCCAGUAAAUAAUGCUGCUUAUGACUAGGAGUAAUUGUGAUCAGAUGACAUGAUUUUUGGUAAACUGUUUUUUCCUGGGUUUUGUUACAAAUUUGCCGUUUGCUUAUACUCAGACUUUGAAUUAUGCUUGAUUUCAAUCUAAACAAAUAUUUUGCAUAUGCCAUGAAAAGUUUUUCACCAUGGGGGUGAUUAAGUACAGGAAUGAGUUACCCGGAGAGGUUGCAGAGUUGCCAGCCUUGACAGGAGUCAAUGGGACAAGUCCCUGAGUAUCCUGACUAAGCAUGGAGUUAGCUGUGCUGUGAGCAGGCUGGGGGAUCAGGUGGGCUGCCAAACCCUGCCUUCCAGCCCAAGUUGUCCUGUGAUCUAGGCUGCUUUGCAGCUUGGUUGCUGCUUGUGUUUUGUAUGAGGAGGAGAAAAAAGGAGCUUUCAAUUAAAAAUCCAAUUAACAGUGGCUUCUUACAAUGAUUCAGAAUUUGAAAUGUUUAAUUGCAUUUUUAAAUCUGAGGGAAGUGGAAUUUCUAUCAACUAGGCACACAAAACAAGCUGGUAUGAUAGAAAACAUCUUUUUGAACUGCAAGAUCCUUUUGCUUCCAUUCUGACAUUUUAACGAGCUAAGGUGACAUUUAGAACUGAUGUGUAAGAUACCAGCUGUGUGUGAGGGUUUUCUUUAAUAAUAUAAUUUGGUUUCAGAUUUUUUGGGCUGUUGAGUUGCAACACAGCAAUCUGGGGAUUUUUUAGAUUUAUUAUUUUUAUGGCUAUAGGGUGAAUUAACCAGUAGAGGGAGCACAAAUUAACAAUCCUGAUAAUCUGUGCUGCUAAUUAUGAUUUUGAUUUGCAAAGAAAGAUUGAUCCCAAAAACGUGCUGUGUUUAUUUAGUAUCUGUUUCCUUCAGUAAUUUAUUUAAUAAUUAUCCACAUAGGCACACACUUGCACGUUCUUUCUCACUGUUAAUAGCAGUAACUCCUUAGGCCGCCUAGUCCAUACCUUUCUAAACAACUGUGAUCAUAUUCUAUAACCAUAGGAGCCAUAUUAAAAAAAAAUAAAAUUGUGGUAAUGGCCGUAGAAAAGGUCUGAGGGCUUCAGAAAUUUCACAUCAUUGAUGCUGAAUAUUCUU
Messenger RNA from Aquila chrysaetos chrysaetos, 2307 nucleotides. It is a transcript of the gene COMMD10, whose product is annotated as COMM domain containing 10. The record is from RefSeq and is a predicted model, not a curated record. The transcript has 6 exons. Lineage: Eukaryota; Metazoa; Chordata; Aves; Accipitriformes; Accipitridae. Bases 82 to 633 code for a protein of 183 amino acids.